UACCAAACAUACCCUUAAACAUCAAAAGUUUGAGUAAAAGAGAAUUAAAGAGCAAAAGUAUAACAAAAAGUCCUGAGAAGUAAACGAGAGUUAGUUGGAAGUGAAAGAGAAAGAAGAAAAGCAGUUGAAUAAAAUCAAAAUCUACAUUGGAUCUGAAAUCAAAGAAUUCCAUCAAUGGCACGUGCUGGAGGAAUCACAAACGCAGUUAACGUUGGAAUUGCUGUUCAAGCUGAUUGGGAAAAUCGUGAAUUCAUCUCUCACAUUUCUCUCAAUGUUCGUCGUCUCUUCGAUUUCCUUGUCCAAUUCGAGGCUACAACAAAGAGUAAAUUAGCUUCAUUGAAUGAGAAGCUUGAUGUAUUGGAGCGUCGUUUGGAAUUACUUGAAGUUCAAGUUGGCAAUGCUUCAGCUAAUCCUUCUCUUUUUGCAACUUGAUUUGUAUAAUGUAUCAUGUAAUACAACUUUCUAGUAAGAUUUCUCCACCACACCUAUAUAAUGUAUAAUCUAGAUGGAAUUCUUGAUCUAUAAGUCAUUUCUAAAUCGAAAGUUUGUGCGUUUGAUUAGUGUAAUCAUGCUUUGUUUGUUUGUUUGUUUGUUUAAUUCUAGUUCUUGAUUGCCAAUUUAUUGGGUCUAGUAAAUUCUUGUGUCUUAUAAA
Molecule: messenger RNA, 652 nt
Organism: Medicago truncatula (barrel medic)
Lineage: Eukaryota; Viridiplantae; Streptophyta; Magnoliopsida; Fabales; Fabaceae
Product: protein BRICK 1
Exons: 2
Coding region: 175-432 (85 amino acids)
Biological process (GO): actin filament organization; cell motility; regulation of actin polymerization or depolymerization
Cellular component (GO): SCAR complex
Molecular function (GO): protein-containing complex binding
Source: RefSeq, a predicted model, not a curated record